UUUCCAGUGAGGAUUUUAAUGCCCUUUAUUUCCUCUAGCUUCGCCUCAAAGGCUUUCACAGCAUUGAAUAAAACUAUCUUCUACUUUCGAACAUAGGCAUCGUUGAAUUGAAAAUCAUGGAAUUGCUUUCAAGCUGGUGUUAUGAUGGUUCCUUACCAGAAAGCUACGUGAUGCCACCAGAGAGAAGACCUGGAAAGCUCAUUGUUCCCCUAGGAAAAUCAGUUCCAGUGGUUGAUCUUGAGCUGCAUGAUCGAAACGAGACAAUUCAGCAAAUUCUGAAAGCUGGUGAAGAGUACGGAUUUUUCCAGGUAAUCAACCAUGGAGUUUCUGAGGAUUUAAUGGAUAAAGCCAUGAACGUUGCAGAGGAAUUCCAUGCAAUGCCUGCGGUGGACAAGGAAAGGGAAUGCUCCAAGGACCCAAGUGGAGGCUGCAAGCUGUACACAAGCAGCUAUGCUUAUCCCAAGGAGGAUUUUCACUAUUGGAGGGACGCUGUGACGCACCCGUGCCUUUCUUUAGAAGAAUGCAUUCAAUUUUGGCCUGAAAAGCCUACUAGAUACAGGGAGGUGGUUGGGGAGUAUUCGGUUGAAUUAAGGAAGCUGAGUUGUAGAAUUCUGGAGUUGAUCUGUGAAGGGCUAGGACUUAGCGCUGGAUAUUUCAGCAGCGACCUCAUUCAAGUUCCAAAAAUCAUAAUUAACCACUACCCUCCGUGCCCUGAGCCAAGUUUGACGCUGGGAUUAUCUAAACACCGUGACCCUUCUAUCAUUACCAUUCUUCUCCAAGGCCACAUACAUGGGCUUCAAGUCUUCAAGGAUGGCCAUUGGAUUGGCGUUGAACCUCUUCCUCAUGCCUUUGUCGUUAAUGUAGGCUUUCUGUUACAGAUUAUAAGCAAUGGGAAACUCAAAGGAGCAGAACAUCGAGUGGUGACCAAUUCAAGCGAUGCUAGGACAACUAUUUCCUACCUCGUUUACCCUUCUGAUCAAACCCUCGUAGAACCAGCAAAAGCUUUGGUCAAUGCAUGCAAUCCUGCACUGUACAAGGCCUUCAAAUUUUUUGAUUUCGUUACAGCCUUCUUACUCAAGCCUGACAAUACUGGUGAAGCUGUAAAGGAGCUUAUAAGCGCUCCCCACAAUCGUAACUGCUAGUCAACUAGCAGCUGGUUCAUGUCAUAUAUAUGCAUUUUGUGUACAGUUUUGCUUUGUUUUUCUUUUCCAACCAAGCAUCUUUGUGUGAAGUCAUAUGGAACUACGUUAUAAACAUAUAGCAACAAAAGCAUAUUGUUACAAGGCUAUUAUAAACCACUAAUCAGGUUUGCUUGGACAAAUAUUAGUAGUUGUGGGCAGUUUUAUCCAUUUGGAAGUUUAAUAAAUCUUAUAGACCACUAUAA
Molecule: messenger RNA, 1384 nt
Organism: Theobroma umbraticum
Lineage: Eukaryota; Viridiplantae; Streptophyta; Magnoliopsida; Malvales; Malvaceae
Product: hyoscyamine 6-beta-hydroxylase-like
Source: RefSeq, a predicted model, not a curated record